GGCUCUUUCCAUAUUUUGGCUAUGUUGAUAAUGCUGCCGUAGACAUUGGGCUGCAUGUGCCUCUUCCAGUCAGCACUUUGUAUCCUGUGAAUAGAUACCUAGUAGCCUCACGUCAGCCUUAAUGUCAGAUACUGUAAUUCUCACCUUUUUUUUACCUAUAUGAAAAGGAGUAUGUGGCGAGGUUGAUUGCUGAGGGUUUGAAUUGGAAUCAGAGCUCAGCUUUCCACUUCCAGGCCUGUGCUAUAAAUAGGCUCCUUCCUGCUCUCCCUCUCUGAAAGAAGGCAAAUGCUGCCAUGUAGGCCAUAUAGAUCUUUCUCACCUUAUGAUGGGUUUACAUCCUAAUAAUCUCAUCAUAAGUUGAAAAUAUCUUAAGUCAAAAAUGCAUUUGAUACACUUCCCCUACUAAACAUCAUAGCUUAGCCUAGCUGAUCCUCACUGUGCUCAGAAUGCUUUCAUUAACCUACAGUUGGGCUAAAACAUCUAACACAAAACCGAUUUUAUACUGAAGUGUUGAGUAUCAUGUAAUUUAUUGAAUAGUGUACUGAAAGUGAGGAACAAUGAUCGUAUGGGUACAGAACAGUUGUAUCAGUUGUCGACCCUGUGGCUCACAGCCCCUGCGCAGCAACAGGAGAAGAUACUGUACCACAUAUCACUAACCCUGGGAAAGAUCAAAAUUCCAAACUCAAAGUACAGUUUCUAUUGAAUUCGUAUUGCUUUUGUGAUUUUGUAAAGUUGGAAAAAUGGUAAGCUGUACUGUCAGAAAUUGUUGACUGUACUGAACUAGUUUGGGUCCAACUUACAUUUCCAGCUUUAUUUCCCUGACUCAUCUCCACAUCCCCUGUCCUCUAGCCAGCCCAGACCACUCUACUCUUUACCCCUCCAAUGGACCUGUGCUCUUUUGCUUUUGUGCCUGUGAGCUGAGGCAGUGCCUGGCUUCGUACUGUGUAUUGUUUUCAUUGUGUAUUUUUCCGUAGCAGAGCCCGCUUCCCUCUGGUGGGGAGGAUUUCAGUGGUCUUUAGAAUAGCUCCCACCCCUACUAAGCAUUGUAUAUGUCUUAUUUCAACCUGCUCUGAGAUGAGGGAGGGGGGUCAUGCUACACUGAUGUAAAUCACAGGUGCUCCCAGGUAACUGCUCUAAAGUUUGAAGGGCCAUGGGAUUCUAGUAGGUGUGCCCUUGGGCCUCAGCAGCUAGGAUGAAGGGCCAUCCAUGGCCACUUUGAAUUCCAUCUGUAUUAAAAUAGCAAGCGGCUCUGUUGGGUCAGGGUAUGAGCCCUUUCCUAGAAUCCUUACUGGGUUCUAGCAGCAUUAUUUGCUGCCUGGCCCACUUUGCUUAAAGCUUCAUUUUCUUUCCAGGUUGACUCCCAUGUUUUACCUUCCUCCCAGAAAAGAAUUCCCUCUAAUUUCUAGUUAAGAAAUCUUUUCAUCUGAAUACCACACCUUAUCAAAAGUGAAAUCACCUUGCCCCACACUCUGGGUAGACCUGCACCUAUCUGCCCCAAAGCCCUUUAUCUGUCUUAUGUGCCAGUGGUGUUUAAUUCACUCUUCAUGUUACUGUUACAUGUCUUUUCUUCUACCCACCCAAGCCAUUUUACCCACAUGAGUGCAUAUGGCCUUGGGUCCUCAGGCCCAAGGUCCAGCUGGGGGUCAGACCAGAAGACCGGGGGCCCCUCUGUCAAUCUUCAUCUUGAUUAAUCUACCUGACCAUUUGUGCAGCAGACUGGACUUUAUGCGUAUAAAGUCUUUGGUAUUCUGGAUGAUUGCCCACCGGCUGUGCUGGCAGAUAUCUAUAUGGACUUAGACUACAGAAAACAGUGGGACCAAUAUGUUAAAGAACUCUAUGAAAACGAAUACAAUGGAGAAACCGUGGUCUACUGGCAAGUGAAGUACCCUUUUCCCAUGUCCAACAGAGAUUACAUCUACAUCCGGCAGCGGCGAGACCUGGACAUGGACGGGCAGAAGAUCCACGUAGUCCUGGCCCAGAGCACCUCUGUGCCACAGAUUCCUGAGAGGUCUGGUGUGGUCCGGGUGAAUCAGUAUAAGCAGAGCCUGGUGAUCAAGAGUGAUGGCAAGAAAGGGAGCAAAGUUUUCAUGUAUUACUUCGAUAACCCGGGUGGCCAAAUUCCUUCCUGGCUCAUUAAUUGGGUCGCCAAGAAUGGUGUUCCUAACUUCUUGAAGGAUAUGGCAAAAGCCUGUCAGAAAUACCGCAAGAAAACCUAAGAAAGGAAAUCGUGUGUCCAUGGAACGAUGAUCUGGGAGUGCCACAGCCCACCGACGCUCAGCUUUCCUUUCACUUUUCUGUCUUCAGAGGCCUGCACACUGUCCUGCACGUCGUCCCUGAGUGUGUUUGCCUGACGCCUGGCUUCCUUUCCCACUCCCCACCCCGGGACUGGCUGCCUUCUCCCACUAUUGAAUAUGGGUCAGAUUAGGGAAACUUUUGCUUGUUUAUUUAAAAAAAGGGAAGUCCUCAAUAGAGAACACAGUCAUUCCAUUGUGCCAUUUCAGGGGGAUGGGUGGGCGGAGGAACCAUGACAAUGCAAGAGCAGCCGGUCCUGCAGAGCUGGCUCCUUCCCGGAAUGUGGCUCCUCAAAACCCGGAAGGGGCUGCUGGGAGCCCCAUCCCCUUCAAAAUGGACUGUCCGUGCACCAACACUGGAAGACACUGGCUGAUGUCCGUUUGCCUUAUGCUUUGGUGUGCUGAUCUGGCUGGGGUUUGAGGUGAUAAUCCAGGAGGUGUUUCUGCCGUUCCUACUUGUGGAGGAUCAUGAGCUGUUCUGAUUUCAAACCAUUCUGAAAAACACUGCAGGCCUAAGCACUAAAUGUAAGAACCAUUUUUUUUCUCAUCAUCCGUAUCUGGAUUUCUUUUUCCCACAUCCACUGGUACUACCUCUGCAUUUUAUUGGAAACUGAGGCAUCGAUGACUCUGGCAGUUAGCAAAAGUCAAGAUGCUCUGCACACAGCACUGUGAUAAAGUGUCUUUCUAGGCAAUAAAAUGAAUUUCCCUUCUAGAAUGUUUAGCAAUAUUGAACAGAUAAUAGUUCACAGUCAGGGAAAUAUUAAUUAGUGGAUUAAUUGACUCUACACUUUUUCUCAGGAAUUCUACCUAAGUUGCCUGCCUCUUCUACUACCAAAAUACUUCCUGUUUUCUGUUUUCUCCUGAAUUUUGGUAAGGCAAAAUAUUGUGUGGCUAAAAGCACAGCCUUCAUGAUCUCAGGGAAUAAUUUUAACCACUGUGUGAUGGUACUGAGCCUUAAUUAGAGGUCACAGAAAUUCAGGAUGUAAAUCCAGAAGCAGAGGAUUUAUUAAAAUGGGACACAUCAGACUAUAUGUCUUCUCUCUGGGAAAAAUAAAUUGAAUACCAAUAAAUACAGAAUGAC
Enhydra lutris kenyoni (northern sea otter) is the source of this 3372-nucleotide messenger RNA. RefSeq names its product phosphatidylcholine transfer protein (gene PCTP). Gene Ontology annotation, molecular function: phosphatidylcholine intramembrane carrier activity; phosphatidylcholine binding. Lineage: Eukaryota; Metazoa; Chordata; Mammalia; Carnivora; Mustelidae. The record is from RefSeq and is a predicted model, not a curated record. The transcript has 6 exons. The coding region runs from base 1788 to 2216 and encodes 142 amino acids.